AUGCUGUAUGGGGCUGAAUGCUGGCCCGUUAAAGAUACGCACGUCAAGAAGUUACAUGUGGCCGAAAUGAAAAUGAUUAGAUGGUCAGAUAGCGUUACAAGAAUAGACAAGAUACGAAACGAACUUAUUAGAGGCAGUUUCAAGGUCUCCCCCAUCUUCGAGAAACUUACAGAAACCCGCCUAAGGUGGUACGGCCAUGUUAUGAGGAGAGACGACGGCCAUGUCGUGCAAAGAGCGUUGGCUCUGCCAGAGGGCAAAAAACGAGGAGGACGGCCCCAUCUGACAUGGUGGACGAGUAUGGCCAAACUAUUGGAAAAAGCCCAACUACCCAACCCGACAACUCGAGACAGAUCGUCUUGGCGCCGAAGGAUAAGGAGAGCCGACCCCACCUAA
Molecule: messenger RNA, 393 nt
Organism: Cydia pomonella (codling moth)
Lineage: Eukaryota; Metazoa; Arthropoda; Insecta; Lepidoptera; Tortricidae
Exons: 1
Coding region: 1-393 (130 amino acids)
Source: RefSeq, a predicted model, not a curated record